Phytomonas sp. Hart1 is the source of this 1967-nucleotide messenger RNA. NCBI's taxonomy places the organism in Eukaryota, Euglenozoa, Kinetoplastea, Trypanosomatida, Trypanosomatidae. The record is from the annotation of a GenBank genome assembly.
AUGACCCGCCCGGCCUACCUCCUCGCGCACGUCCUUCGCGCCGUCCCCGUCUCGAUGAUCCACCACUGGUGCUACCUCAAACAAAAGCUCGCCGCGCUGCGGUUGAUGGACUUCAAGGACUGCGGGGCGGGGAUGCGAAAGGCCCUGAUCCCCGCCCCCGCGAUCGAGGCGGAGACGUCUCGGACGCCCUGGGGGGUUUCCCCGCUCAUUCAGCAAUUUCACCUGCUGCGGGUGGCCCUGCUGAUGAUUGACGACUACCUCGAAGGGGCGCUUUUGCUCGAUCGCUCGUUGGUGGUGCGGAACCUGCGCAGCCGGCGCUUUACGCGGCAGCUCCUGGGCUGGCUCGCCCGGCUCACCUCGCGGACGAUUCUCGAUACCUUUUUGUUGAGCGUCGUGACCCCCAUUUUGCUCGCGAGCGCCGAUCACUACCCGAACGUCUUCGCCAACCUCCGCCCGACGAUUCCGGGGCUUUUGCGGGGGUUGGGCUGCGGCUGCGCGGGGGUGCUGCUCCAGUGGAUGUUCAUCCCCCUCGCCAGCCAGAUGGUCAACCGCGGCGUCGUGACGGUCUACGAGGGCGUGGAGUAUCUCAUUCUACGCCGGUACGCCAUGCGGCUGAACAACCCGGAGGAAAACAACUUCGACGACGACGACGACGACGACGACGACGGGGGGGAAGAGGAGGUCGAGCAUAGCCGAAUGGCCUCCGUCGUCUCCUACCCCGAGUCCGACGCCGAGCCCCGCAAAGACGGCGAGCGAGCCGCCAGGGACCGAGCGGAGUCCGGGGGAGGGGGGAAGCGCGCGCGAGGGGAGUCCGAGCGGACGGCCGAGGACGUCCUGCGGCGGCUGCGGCGCGAGAUUCGGAAGGAGAUGGAGGAGGUCCAGCGCCGCCGCGCGCGCCGGGCGCGGCGGGUGGCGGAGGCCCGCCACGCGAUUCUGCGCGCGAUUUUCUACCGCAUCUCCGGCGCUUUGGUGGCCCAAUGUGUGGUGGAGCACCCGCUCAACGUCGUCGUGGAGCUGCUGCGCGGGCGCGCGAUGAUGCACGUGUGCGGGCUGCUGAACUACUACGACGACGCGAGGGAGUUGGAGGGGCUGAACUGGGCGGGGGCGGUGCGGUUUUGCCAGAAACUGGCCGCCCCCGCGGCGCCCGGAGAGGGGGAGGGGAUCCCGCAUUGGCUGCAGCUGCUUCGGGGGGUGGGCUCCGUCGUCGGGGUGGAGAUCCGGACGCUGACGGAGUCCGUGCAGGCGGCCUCGGGGCAGUUGGGCGCGAUUCGGCGACUACGCCGGAGCGCGUCGGACGCGAUUCGCGAGGGCGGGCGGCCCUCGGCCUGGCAAAGCGCGGAGUUGAUGGCGCGCUGGAUGUUAUCCUUCACCCCACUCUAUUAUGACGUCCAGCUGACCGCGGUAGAAAAGCUUUUGGGAUUUUACAUGGCAAUCUGGACACGUUUGACUAAAACGUAAAAAAAAAGAAGACGGUACGCUGUGUAGGAAAUCAAUGGUGAUUUUGUCUUUUAGAGUAGCAAGUUUAGUUAGAAAUUGUGAAUUAUUUCUAUCGACUAUUUCACAUUGUGAUAACCAUAUGGUAUACACAUAUACAACUAAAAUUAUUUAUCUGUAUAUUAAUGAUAAAGUAGGGGUUAAUGUCUAGGCGCUUAAACUUUGUACAUCCCUUACCGUUUUGAGUUCACAUUCCAUUCAGAAACCUUUAAUAUGAAAUUUCAAUUGAUUACUGAUUGCAUGUAAUUCUACAGGUUACUUUGUCAUGUAUACCUUCAUCACAAAUGGGUUGAUAACUGUAAAGAAAUCGUUGCCUGUGGAAUUAACGAGAUAUGAAAAGUAUAGUAGAAAGUCAAAUCUAUCAAGAAUUCUUUGGGAAGCAACCAUUUCUGAACUGAAUGACAGUAAAUAAUAAUAUAGUAUUAUUAUGCUGCUUAUUAGUUCAGUUAAGAUUCUCCAUGUAAAAAAAAAAA